Molecule: messenger RNA, 1852 nt
Organism: Armigeres subalbatus
Lineage: Eukaryota; Metazoa; Arthropoda; Insecta; Diptera; Culicidae
Exons: 5
Coding region: 160-1254 (364 amino acids)
Source: RefSeq, a predicted model, not a curated record
GCCAUUUGUAAAAAAUCUUAUUACAUCUGCAAGUCGGACGAAAAUUAAGAACAUGCCUCCGAAAUCGAGAUCAAAUAAAAUACGAGAAAGGCAGAACGUGUUAAAAAAGGUGCGUCACCUGGAAUCACGGCGGAAAACCGCAAAGCGGUUCGAGAGCAUAUGCAAUCAAGAGCUAGAGCACAAGCCGAAAACAAAAUGUUUCUAAAAACUGUGCUCACUACUGCUCUUCAAGAAAAAAACAUCCAGAACCACAGCAGCUCCGGUCAUUUAUUUGUAUCUGUUGAUGCAAUCAAUACAUCACAGUCACUAAUGACUGAUGAUUCAUGUGACCCACUGAAUCUGUCGAUGUCAAAAACCGUCCGAAGUGUUACAUCAAAAGUUAACGUAACGCCAAGUCGCACAAUUUCGAAUCUCUCGAUACCAACAUCGUCGCCAAAAUCUACCCAGUCAUCUUCCAAAUCGGAUUCUCCUCUAAUUUCGAAAUCAAGAAAGCGAGGGAAGAUCAUCAAUUCUUCACCAGAUGUCGAACACCAGCCAUUGAAACAAAUACAUGUGGAACCUCUCCGAAAAAAAAAUGCUGAAACGAAUCCUAAAUCCCCUCUAGCAUCAACUUCAAAAGUACAGAAGUACCAUCGAAAAAAGACAAAUCCGACAUCACCGGUAAGAGAGCCAGAUUCCCAACUAUUCGCGAGUUACAAAAAACGAAAAAGGAUUGUAACCAGUAUCGCAUCACCUGAUCACGAAAACCUACCGUUGAAACAAGUGGAUUUCGGAACGCCUCUACGUACGGUUGCUCUAAGAGCUAGAGAGAAUAGAAAUCCUCAAUCACCCUUGCCAUCAUUCUCGAAAGGACAAAAGUACUAUCGGAAUUAUACAAUUGAAGAUUCCCUUGACCACUUAAAACCGAUCUCGUCGACAUCGGAAACGAAUUCUCCACUUCCCGCUAUAAUUUCCUCGCCACCGGUUGCAGGAACAACUGAUCGAAGCAACCGAAAGGACCCAGAAUCACCCGUACCGUCAACCUCGGGAUUACAAAGGAAUCCAAUCAACUAUUCACUCUCAGAUAUCUCAAAUUUGAUUUCACCAUUGAGUUCUGGACCUCAACGGUGUGAUACACUGCCCGUUCAACAGUUCCAAUCACCAAAUGUAUCAAUAUCCGCUCCGCCAAGCCCCACUUUAUCACAAAAUGCUGAAGAAAAUCUGAAAAAUGACAAUAAUCUGCAAAAAAAUAUUCUAAACAAUCUGAAAGUAUGAAACAAAUCAAGGAAAAAAAUAGAAGACUAACACUUGAGAAUGCAGAAUUAAAGGAUUUGUUGGUACAUACGCUUGCAGAGACUAAGAAAGCACGUGAAGGUGGAGAUGCGAAAUUGACAUUUACUGCUGAUCCAGACAUACCUGUUACUGUAGAAGACCUGGAGCGAAUUAGCGGAAUAUCUAAAAAUACAGGAUCAUUUGCUCAGAAUUUGGCAAUGCACCUAUACGGCGCUGAAGAGUUGAGGAAGCUGUCGGUCAAAGGGAAAAAAUGUAACCGUUUAAAAGAUGGACGACCAGCACGACCAGCAAUUUCUCCCAAAAAAAUGGAGUUCAUAUACGAUAAAUCUCGAGAAAGGGUGGCGAUGCAUGUAGGAGCCACCAAUGUAAAGCAAAUAACGCUAUUAGCAAAUCCAGCUCUCAUUAAUAGGGCUAUUUCCGAAAAAAUUGCGAACCUUAACAAAGCAGUAAAAUAUGCACAGAUUCGAGCCUCAUCGAGAAUAAAUUAAUUAUUAUUUUUUAGUUUUUCGUUUUAUGGUUCUAGUUAUACUAAAAUGUUAUGAUUGAUUCUCAGAAUAAACAUAGUCUGAAAUAAAUUCAG